CCGCCUUCUUGAUCGCGGAUGCCCAAACAAGGUAAGUAUGAAGAAGAGAAGAGAAAAAAAAUUCAAAGGGAGGACGGGGACAGAUGGUAUUUAUAGGCGGCAAGACGGCGCUGGAACGGCGCUAGUCUAAGCGAGAUGGCGACAUGGACGUUGAUUGGUUGAGCCUGUUACAUAAACAUCUGGAGGCGGAGUAAUGUUAAUCCUUUCAGUCCGGAGCUUCUAUUUCUCCUUUUUGGGCAGUGAGUGGCACGUGACUGGGAGUUCGGGGAGAAUUUUGAGUGCGGGAAAGGGAAAAGGAAACGGAGACACCGCACCACCACGUUAUCAACAGCAAAGCUAUCAAGUGCGGGAUACAUACGAGAGAGAGAGAGAGAAAAAGGGAAUUUCCAUGGUCUACCCUCCCUACUGCACCAAUUGCUGAGUGUUGCAUCCGCGCAGCCAUGAGGACCAAUCCCUGGAAGCUCGUGAGGGCUGGAAGGAGGCCGGCGAAAGUCCUUCAGUCGUGGAACAAAGUCAAUCUCUACAACCUCAAACACGCCAGCAUUCCCCAUACCUCCAACAAAACCUUCUUCCAGCAGAAAUGGAUCGCCAAAUCCCUAGCCCGCACCUACCACGGCGAGCAGGUUCGCGAAUCGCAGUGGGAGAAAAUGUUCUCCCGUCGUCUGCGCUCUGUCGUACCCAUGGACGCCAAUUACCUGGCCCGAAAUGAUGGUUCCUUCGAGUCCGCAGGUCGAGGCUCUGGUGUGGAAGGUGUUGGUCCGCGCAAGGCCCCGCUCACGCCUCAUAUGCAAAUGACGUUUGCGCCGCUGGAGCGGAGGCUGGAUGUCGCUAUCUUCCGGGCCAUGUUUGCUAGCAGCACGAGACAGGCGAGGCAGUUUGUUGUACAUGGUUUCGUCACUGUCAAUGGGACUAAGAUGAGACAUCCAGGAUACCUUUUGAAUCCUGGCGACCUCUUCCAAGUCGACCCCGAGCGAGUAAUGUUUGCGACUGGUGCACCCAAGGACCCUCAACAGCGCCGCAGAGGUCGUAAACGGCGCAGUCGGACACCGACAGAGGCUGCCUCGGAGGAAGUUACCAAAGCAGACGAAGAAUCUGCAGAGGCCAGUGCAACUGAAGAAACGACUGCUGCAUCCACUGGGGGAGCCGGGGAAUCUACAGGAAACGCAGAAAACACAGGGCAAUCCAGUGAAAAUGCAGAAUCAAAAGAGCUAUCCCCCGAAGAGGCACGGAAUGCUUUAACCCGUCUCCUCUCCCAGGCUAAGGAGAUAAUGAACAACAAGGACGUCUCCGCCCCUGCUCAGAGACUUAAUCUCAACAAUUUCCGCAAGGGGGUCCGACAAGCCCUCUCUAGCGCCUUCUCCAGCACCAACAUCGUCGAAGACCUCGAAGCCCAAUUCCUCCAACUAAAAGCCCUGGCCGAGAAAUCCCCCUCCGACUCAAAAUCCACAACCGAAUCUUCCACUUCCACCUCCACCUCCUCCACCUCCACCUCCUCCGCCAAGCUCCCCGAAUCCAUUCUCCCCACGUCCACCUCUUCAGACACAUCCUCAACAAAACCCACCUCCUCGCCCAGCACCCCUCAAGACCCUGUCCUCGCGGCUGCCCUCAAGCAAGCAAUCGAAAACCCCACCGCCCCGCUCGAUGAAACAACGCUUCCACAGAUCUCGGAAGAAGACCUCGCCGUCCUCCGCCAGGCGCUGUACCAGAUGCACGAGAACCCGCUUGACAGUCUGAAGCCAUAUGCCACCCCCUGGCGGCCGCGCGACUACAUGAGCGCGUUCGCGUUCAUCCCGCGGUAUCUGGAGGUGAAUCAGAAUAUCUGUGCGGCGGUGUAUCUGCGGCAUCCGGUUGCGAAGCCGGGGAGGUCAGAGGUGCCGUCGCCGUAUCCGGAUUCGAUUAACGGGGCGGCGUUUGUGUGGUAUUUGAGGAGGAGGUAGAUCUAGUUGUGGCUUGGUUUUUGUUGGGUGUCAUUCUGUUUGUUGUAUUGGUAUGGACUUUUUCUUGUAGUGGCGGUAGAGAAAAGGAGUAGGGGUUUUUUUUUCUUUUUCUUUUUCUUUUCUUUUCAUUUAUUUAUUUACGUGCGUGUUUAAUUGUGAUAUAUAUAACACAGUGUAUAGUAGAAUACUUUUUUAUAUCUUGGUGAGCUCUAUUGUUUGUUUAUCCUAUUGUGACACAUUUUGUGUCCACCCUGACGGGGUGGAGAUAGCGUAGUGGUAGAAGCGCUAUCCAUGGAAGGCCCAUGGUAAGUAGAAACUGGCUAUGAGAAGAUGAACCCUUCUGAGAGACACCAGGGUUGCAGAUUCAAAUUCUGUCUUCAUCAUCACAAGAUAUAUAUAUAUAUAUAUAUAUUCAAUAGACAGUUCUAGUAUA
Molecule: messenger RNA, 2370 nt
Organism: Blastomyces dermatitidis ER-3
Lineage: Eukaryota; Fungi; Ascomycota; Eurotiomycetes; Onygenales; Ajellomycetaceae
Product: 30S ribosomal subunit S4
Exons: 3
Coding region: 441-1937 (498 amino acids)
Biological process (GO): positive regulation of translational fidelity
Cellular component (GO): mitochondrial small ribosomal subunit
Molecular function (GO): rRNA binding; structural constituent of ribosome
Source: RefSeq, a predicted model, not a curated record